Molecule: messenger RNA, 2994 nt
Organism: Selaginella moellendorffii
Lineage: Eukaryota; Viridiplantae; Streptophyta; Lycopodiopsida; Selaginellales; Selaginellaceae
Product: pentatricopeptide repeat-containing protein At2g33680
Exons: 2
Coding region: 1-2994 (997 amino acids)
Biological process (GO): RNA modification
Molecular function (GO): RNA binding; protein binding
Source: RefSeq, a predicted model, not a curated record
AUGGAGGAUUUCCAGCGGCAGCGAGAGGAUCUGGCGCGGGGUUUCCAAGCUUGCGGUGACGAGGGAUCGGCAGACGCGCUUGCGCAGGGCAAAUUUCUUCACUCCCAGGCCGCUCGCCUAGGCCUUGAUCGCGACGAGCUUCUUGCCAAGAACAUCGUCCACAUGUACCUCCGGUGUGGAUCCAUCCCCGGCGCCAGGCAGGUCUUCGACAAUCUCCACGAUCGCGAUGUGAUCCUCUGGACCGCAAUGAUCACGGCAUAUGCCCGGAACGGGGAUUUCCAGCAGGGAAUGGCGCUACUCCGGGCGAUGCUGCUCGACGGCGUGGCUCCAAACAAGAUCACGAUCUUGGCCGCGCUGGGGACGACCGAUUGCGUAGUGGAGUCGCGAUCGAUCCAUAGAAUUCUCGCGGUGGAGAGCGGAUUGGAGUGGGAUGUGAGCGUCGGGACCGCGAUCGUGAGCAUGUAUUGCCGCUGUGGUAGCCUCGAGGACGCGAUCGAUCACUUCGAGCAGAUGCCAGUGAAGAACGUGGUGACGUGGAGCGUCGCCAUGGCCGGUUGCAAGGAGCUCCAUCGCCCGGAGCUCGGGCUGGAGAUCUUCCGGGGGAUGCUGCUCGAGGGCGCGGCAGUGGACAAGAUCACGCUCGUCACACUACUUGAUCUGUGCUCUUCCUGCGAAGAUGUGGUGGUGGGGGGAGAGAUCCUUCCCGACGAUUUUCUCGGGAGAUUCGGCGAGGAGAUAGAGACCAACGUGAUCGUCGGCACGGCGCUGGUGAAUCUCUACGCCAAAGCUGGCGAUCUGGAGAGAGCUUGCGGCGUUUUCUCGCGGAUGAAGAACAGGAACGUCGUCACCUGGACGGCGCUCAUCACCGCGCACUGCUGCUGCGAUCGCGACGAGCAAGCGCUGGAGAUCUUCCGGCAAAUGCAGCUGGAGGGAGUUCGUCCCAACGCGGUGGUGUUCGUCAACGUCUUGAACGCCUGCUGCUCCAUGCCCGCCGCGGGAAGAACAGUCCUGGAGCUCGUCCUCGAGUGUGGAGCCGAGCGCGACGCCAUCCUCGGCAACGCCAUCGUCAACAUGCUCGGCAAAUCCGGCCGCCUGGACGAAGCCCGCGAGUUCUUCGAGCGGCUCAAGAGCAGCGCCGCCACCCGCAAGAACUUGGUCCUCUGGAACGGGAUGCUCGCGGCGUACGCGCUCCAGGGCGAGUUCCCAGCGGCCAUGGAGGUGUUCGCCGGUAUGCUGCUCGAGGGUGCCAAGCCCAACAAGGCAACGUACGCCAGCGUCCUCCUCCAUUCCCGCCGAGCUCUCAAGAGCGUCACCUCCCAGCGCCACCUCAAGCUCUUGCGUCUCUGCGCCGAGGAGACCGGGCUCGGAGAAGCCAUCGCCGGGUUGAGCACUCUGGAUCAUGGUUGCGAGCACGAUGAUCGCGGUCGCUCGCCCCGGGACGUUGUUUGGUGGACGGCGCUCAUCGUCGAGUCGGCUGAAGAUGGUCGUUACAGCGACUGCCUGGAGCACUUUGGGACGAUGCAGCUCCACGGCGUCAAGCCCAACGCGGUCACUCUCGCCAACGUUCUCUACGUCCUCGGCCUGGACCGCGGCAAGCUCUUGCACGGCGUGAUGGUCGACAGCGGGGUGGCGGUGGACGUUGGCGUCGGCACUGCUCUCAUGAAUCUCUACGCGCGGUCCAAGCUCCCGGAGCACGGCCACCGGGUGUUCCUGGAGAUGGAGGAGCACACCACCGUCUCCUGGACUGCGAUGAUCGCUUGCUUCGCUCAGAACUCCCGGAACGCCGAGGCGCUGGGACUCUACCGGCGGAUGCAUCUCGAGGGCCACCGCGCCGACGCCAAGACCUUCACCACCAUUUUGCUGGCCUGCUCGAGUUUGAUCGCGCUGCCGGAGGUGAGGAGCAUCCACAGCUGCGUCCACGAGAGUGGCUUCCACAUCAACGACGCCGUGAGCACUACUUUGAUGAGCGCCUACGGCAAAUGCGGCACCCUCGAGGACGCGUCCCGGAUCUUCCUCCACAGCAGCAGCACCAAUCCGCUCAACACCUCCCGCUGGAGCUCGAUGAUCGCCACCUCGGCCAGGCACGGCUGCGCGGCGGAGGCGGUGGCGAUCUUCCACCGGAUGCAGCAGGAGGGAGCUCGGGCCGACGACGUAACUCUGCUGUGCGUCCUCGCGGCUUGCAGCCACGGCGGCAUGACCGCCAAGGCCGUGGAGUUCUUCGUCUCGAUGAUCCACGACUACAAAGUUGGCCGGACGGGCGACCAUUGCUCUUGCAUGGCGGAUCUCCUCGGACGGAAUGGAAGGCUGGAGGAUGCCGAGGAGCUCAUUCGCAAGAUGCCGUUUGAAGCUGCGGCGUCGGUGUGGAUGACGCUGCUGGGGGCUUGUAGAACUCACGGAGAUCUUCCUCGAGCUAAAGAAGCCAGUGACCAAGUAUCCGGUAUCAACCCCGAGCAUGCACAGAGUUACAUAGUGCUCUCCAAUGUCUAUGCGGAGAGUGGAACUAAACAAGACCACAGACUGCUGUACAUGUCGGUCACAGAUCCUGAGCGGCUGGAUGAGUGCCUCAAACGUUUGGCGUUUAGUUCAUGGCAAGGGAUGUCGAAGCAGGAAAUCUGGGACACGCUGAUGCGUUUAGGGGUACCAUUCAAUUAUUUAGCUUCGAAGCACAGUGUUCUUCUGAGCAGGCUGACUGAAAGGCCAGUGGAGAAGCCGCUCCCCUCACUCGAUGAUCCCAAGCCACGCCGCAGCUUGCAGCAAGCGAAGCAGGAGAAGCAGCAGCUGCUGAGUUUCUACAAGCUGCUGGAUGCUUGGAAGCCCAGCCGCUGGAGCAGGAGUAGUCACCGCCUGAAGAAAGCGUACUCAAGCCUGAUGGAUGAGGCUAAGCCUCAGGCUGAGGCAGCCAUGCGGAAGAAGUGCCGUGGCCUGUUGUUAUCUUCACAUGAGCUGCUCGAUGAGGGGAUUCCAGAUGCUGGCGAUCCAACUGACAAUGAAUAG